This is a messenger RNA of Penicillium olsonii, 969 nucleotides long. Lineage: Eukaryota; Fungi; Ascomycota; Eurotiomycetes; Eurotiales; Aspergillaceae. The record is from the annotation of a GenBank genome assembly.
AUGGGCAAGUCGAAUCUUGAGCUGGUCGUUGAAUGCGAUAACUUCCCUUACUACGAGGACGAUCGCGCCGCAUACACGGAGAACCUCAACAAUUACCAUGCCUUCAAAGUAUCCGGAUACAAUUGUACCCUCGGAUACAUCCUGAAUGACGUCGUGGAAAAGUUCCCCUGGCCACAAAGCAGCUGGACCAUCGACUCCAGUGCCCGCACCGUGACUCUAGUAACACCUCCGAAUGCCGACCCCGCACUCCGAAGCAGCCUCGUAGCAGAGGCCAUCAACGAAGCAGUCAAACAAGACAAAUUCGAGAUCCUGAAGGGAUGGCGCAACGAGAAAUACCCCGUCUACGGACCAGGCGGUGAAUUCCUCCUCGAGAUGGAACGUUGCGCCUCCCCGCUCUUCGGCAUCGUUUCCUACGGCGCCCACAUGACAGGCUACACGCGCGACGAAUCCGGCUACAAGAUCUGGGUUCCCCGCCGCGCAAAGACCAAGCAGACUUAUCCCAGCCUCCUGGAUAACACGGUCGCAGGUGGGAUGUGCACCAAUGAAAAACCAUUCGAGUGCAUUGUCCGCGAAGCAAUGGAAGAAGCCUCAUUGCCCGAGGCGACGGUCCGUCAAACAAUCGCCGCCCGUGGAUGUGUGACGUACUCGCAUGUGCGUGAUGCGCGAGCCGGCGGCGAGACGGGUCUCAUUCAGCCUGAGGUCGAGUAUGUUUAUGAUCUUGAGUUGGAUGCAGACACGAUUCCCAAGCCUUGUGAUGGCGAAGUCGAAGAAUUCAAGUUGAUGUCUAUCCCUGACAUUCAAGAUGCUUUGGCUAAUGGCGAGUUCAAGCCCAAUUGCGCUACUAUUAUGAUUGAUUUCUUUGUGAGACAUGGCCUUUUGACUGCGGAGAAUGAGCCGGAUUACUUGUCUAUUAUUGCGGGUUUGCAUCGCCGAUUAGAAUACCCCAUUGCUUCGCACUGUGCGAAGUAA